Vanrija pseudolonga is the source of this 4498-nucleotide messenger RNA. RefSeq lists its product as uncharacterized. The coding region runs from base 1 to 4413 and encodes 1470 amino acids. NCBI's taxonomy places the organism in Eukaryota, Fungi, Basidiomycota, Tremellomycetes, Trichosporonales, Trichosporonaceae. The record is from RefSeq and is a predicted model, not a curated record. Gene Ontology annotation, biological process: regulation of transcription by RNA polymerase II. The transcript is spliced from 3 exons. Gene Ontology annotation, cellular component: mediator complex. Gene Ontology annotation, molecular function: transcription coregulator activity.
AUGACAGACCUGCUCACGGGCCUCGCGCCGCGCCCGUCCACGCCAGUUCCGGGCUUCUGGCGGGUCCUCGCGCCGGCCGUCGUCAAAGUCCGCGUCUUUGCCCUACCGCCGGCGCUGCCUCCGAGCAGCAACGAGAGCGAGGUUGAGCCUCCUGCUGCUGCUGCUGUUGCUGCUGCCGCUACCGAGCUCCCAGCGAAAGAGGGCACCCCGGCACCCGCACCCGCCCCUACGCCCAGCACGAAUGGCCUCGCACUCCCCGGCGGCGCGCAGCGUGCGCCGACCCCGCAACCUCCAUCACAACCCGCCGUACCCGCACCAGCACCAGCAUCAGCACCUGCGCCGACCGCUACCGCCGGCGCCACCGCCGCUCCCCCCGCACCCGCCUCGUCGCCCCGCGCGCUCGUCGACUCGCUCCGGCACGACCCGUUCGAACGCGCCUGGCGCACCCUCAACUCGGAGGGCAUGGACGGCGUGGCCCCCGACGCGGCGUCCGCAGCGCGCGGGCUGCUCGACUCGGCGUGUGCCGUCGUCCGGCCCGCGAGCGGAGAGCGCGGGCGCGAGCUCUGGGUCUUUGGCGGCGAGGACGAGCUCGCGCUCGACGGCCUGACCGAAUCCGACCCCCCCGCCCCCAUCACCAUCGCAUCGACCGUCACUUGCCCCGAGCACGGACACUCGCUCGCCUGCCUCUCGCCUGCAGCGGACGACGCCGGCGCCCGCCGCUCCUGCUCGCCGUCGUUCACGCCGCCCGAGCCCGCGUGGAGCGUGUUCAAAGCCGCCGUCGGGGAGAAGCUCGCGUGGCGGCUCGGCGCGCGGCUCGCCCUCCUCGCACCCGAGGCGAGCGUCGCCUCGACCCCGCCGUUCGACGUCUCACUCACGCCUGUGCCGGGCGCGCUGCUGCUCACUGCGCGCCCGCAGCCGCUGGUCCACUGUGCGCCGCGCCCGAUCGGCGCAGCGUUCAAACCUGGCCGCGAGGCGGGCAUCGAGCCGUACGUCCUCUCGCCGCUCGCGCUGCCUGCGCUCUUGCUCGCCCCGCACCAUGCCACGACCGCGCAGGACGCGCGCCUGGCCGCCGCGUUCGAUAGCGCACUCGGCUGUGGUUGGCGUUCGGGGCGCACAGAGGCGCGCAUCGCGGCCCAGGCCGCGGGACACCGGCCGCAGCCCGACUGGGCAGUGUACUUUGUCCCGCUGGAGCAGCGGCCCACGCCUGCGAUGCUGGAGCGCAUGACUCCUCUGCCGGUGGCAACGAGAUGGCGCGGCGUGCAAGGUGUGCUCACUGUCUGGCCGACGCACCUUACGCGCCCUCUUGCGCCAGAGCGGAGGGUCACGCCGACGCGGCCGCCUCAGCCUGGCCCGGGGCUCGGCACGCCGGCCGACCUGCUUGGCUUUGCUGUCGGUGCAUUCGACGUGCUCACAAACUACAUCGAGCCGCCUUCCGACGACAGCCCAGAGGAUGACGAGAACGAGCUGCCGGGUGACGAGGUCGCCGACGACACGAGCAGCAAGAGAGAAGAGGAGGGCGCGAGCGAGGGUGACGACCUGUUCUCAUCCCACUCUGACUCGCCCGUGCCGCCGUCCAUGGCCGAUGUGGACAUGGUGGACGGGGAGCAGGAGUCGCAAGUGCCCGACGACGCGACGAACGCGGGCGACGACGCGAUGGACGAGGACGCCAAGGAGCUGUUCUCGGCGUCCGUGUUUUCGACCCCGCGCCCCGCGCCUGCUGCCGAGGAGGCGGAAGACGACGACCUCUUUGGCUCGGACACGGGUGGUGAUGCCGGCCUGACUGUGCCGCUGCCGAGGGAGCCGUCCACCCGCGGUCCUAGCAGAGGCGUGAGCGAGACGGGCGAGGUCGACAUCACCGAGGACGACUUCAACUUCUUCGACUCUCCCGCUGUGGAGACGGUGGCGCUGGAACCUGUGGCUGAGGCCAAGGCCGAAGAAGUCGACAAUGCGACGACACCAAAGGCCGAGGCCGCGGCGCCCGAGGUGCCGGAGGUGAAGGAGCCAGAGAGCAAGCCUGAGCCUCCAACCGAGCUGUCGGUGACCUUUGCGGAAGAAGUCCAGGAGAGCGAACCGCCCAAGAACGACGAACCCGAGAUUAUCGAGGUCGAUGUGGUGGCAGAACCCGAGCGAGAGGCAGACCCCCGACCAGCCAAGAGGGCACGGGUAUCCGUCGACAUGGUACCUCCAGAGUUUGCGCCAUUGACGCUGGGUAAGCGCCGACGCGCGCGGUUCGCGUACGGGCUCCCAUCGCCUUCGUCGCCGGUGGACAACCUCCGCAUCGAGCUCGUGGAGCGGUUGCGCGCGUCGCAAAAGCCACAAAAGUACAACUACUCGUCUGGGUGGGACCUGGACACUGACGAGUCGGACACGGAGGACGACUCGGCGUUCACGACAGGCGCACCGCCGACCCCGACUUCUGACACCAUGGGCGACGACGGCACACCAGCACCCCGCCAGUCGAGCGACGCGUUGCCAGCGCCUGUGGGCGACGACGAGGUCGAGUUUGACGGCACGGUGUGUGUCGGCAGCGAGUGGACCAGCUUGAAAGAUGACAUUGGCGCCGCCGAGACGCUGGCACGAGCGUGGAACCCCGUGUGGGUCGACAUUGGUCUCGACAUCCCCUCAAUUUACCCCCCCUCGCCGCGGUCACCGCGCACCCAGCUGGACGGCGACUUCCUCGGCACGCUCAACAUUGAGGCGCUGGCCAAUGCGGUCGUGCGCAACCGCUUCUUCCGCUCCGUGUUCGAUGCCGACACGGCGACGCACGCGCCAGUCCGCCUUCCGGGCCCGCUCGUCAAGUCUGGCGUCCAGCUCUCCGAGCUUGCCGAGGCAAAGGCCCCAGACGCCGAGUCCAAGUUCCCUAGCUACACCCUCCCGAACGCCUUCGUGAAUGUUGGUUACGGCUCAAGCAUCAUGCGUAUCGGCGCCGCGGCGCUGAGAUACUGGCGCGAGCUGGGCCUGUCACCCAGCGGCGGACCCAAGGCUAUCAAGGCCUUUGUCGUGUGCGAAGUUGGAGAUGACGCCACGGCCGUAGCCAAGGACUUCCUCAGGGAUAUUUCAGAAACGUAUGAGGCGUACAACCUCGGAACGCAUACCGCCGGCGAGGACGAACUGGCGACAGACGGAAUCGUCUCCAUUGCGCCGUCUGCCAUUGCUGACGCUACUGUCAAAAUCCGCGCACGCGCAACAUCACCGACCGUCAUCUACGUCAUCUCAUACAACCAAAGCCUGUCGGUGUCGGCCCUCGCGCCGCUUCUGGGAUCGGCGUCCAACACGUCGUGGAUGUACGUUGUCCCCGCGUGGUCCAUCAGCGUGGCCAACCUUCCGGGCAUGGCGUUCGAAGUGUACGAUCUUGUCCCGCGCGAGAUCCGCCGCGUGACACCGCACGGCAAGGCGCUGGACGCGCCGACGGCAUGGAUGCCAUACCACGCAUUCACGCUUUCGCCCGACCCGGCGCCCAAGCCCCAGCUCAGCAUGGCUUGGCCACAGCGUAGUUUCGACGUGCUCAACCGCUGGCGUCUCGUCCACGGCGCAUACACCUUCAUCCCUUCUCUCGACAUCCUCCUCAUUGCCGUCGUCGACACGAACGGCGACGCGUGUACACUGCGCGCGCUCCGCCUCGAGGGCAAGGGCUCGGCGCGUGAGCGUGUCGCUGCGGCCUGGGACGUGUUUGCACAGUUUGCCGCCAGGGCUGCGACCGAGUGGCGGUUGGUCAUCUGCAGCUAUGGGAUCAUGCCCAAGGACGAACUUGACGCUUGGCGUGCGCUUGCAACGGGGCGCCAGACGCCCUUGUCGAUCGUCAUGGUGGACCCACCAGCCCCAAACGGUGGCCCCGUGCGCUCGCGACCAGCUGUCGCCAACAUUCCGCCGGCGACAUUUGGCGACCCAUCAGCAACGAUCGUGGACGAGACCCUCGCCGGGUCAUCCGUGCCUCUGUCGUACCGGCCGCCAGUGGACGUUGUGUCCAGCUUGACGGGGGACGGCGCGAUAACGACGACUCUCUUCCCGCUCUCGUCGUUUGUUGUUGGUGUCGCGACGCCGACAGGCACGUCAACAGCCUCGGCGGUCUAUCAUGUCGUGUUCGACCGUGGGCUGCCCAACGUCAGCAGCGACCCGCACGCGCUCCUUGCGCCAGAGUUCCACCGCUUGACAUGUCUUGGUCGGAGGCGUUACGGCCUGGACGGCAGCCUGCCGAUCCAUCUGGAGAGCGUGGGGGCUGCCCGCCGUGCACUCGAGGCGAUCGUUGCCAACGCCCCCGCACCACCAGAACCAACACCAGCCAAGGUUCCUACCCCCGCGCCUGUCCCCGCAGCCGUGGAGAAGGUCGUAUCUGUCGAAGAUCUCGCGCGGCAAGUGUCCCCCGUCGUCGCGGCGGCGGCCGCCGCAGUUGUUGGCACGCCUGUGCCCAGUUAGCCGCGGGGUGCGGCUGCCCCACCAUCACACCAUCACGUGUACAUUGCCACAGCCCUACCCAUCGGUUCGCUUGCAUGCAUCGUUG